AUGACAACGAUCUCAACCGCCGUCGACGCCUCCGGCGGCGUCACCGACUCCGCAGAGAAGGGCUUCGGAAGCGACGUCGACCGUACCGAGUCGAACAUCGGCACCACAGCAAUGGAGUCCAUCGAUCCCGCCGCGGAGAAGAAGCUCCUCUUCAAGCUCGACGCAGCUUUCGUCCCGAUCAUCAUGUUGCUCUACCUCACCUGCUUCCUCGACCGAAGCAACAUCGGCAACGUCAAGGUCGCCGGCAUGCCCGAGGACAUCGGCGCCUCGACGCAGGAGUUCUCGACCGCCAUCUCCAUCUUCUACGCGACCUACGUCAUCUUCGAGCCUCCCUGGACCAUCAUGAUGAAGAAGCUGACGCCACGGCUCCUGCUCACGAGCCUGUGCAUCGUCUGGUCGCUGGCCACCAUCUUCUCAGGCUUCAUCACCAACAUCGGCGGGCUGUACGCCGUGAGGCUGAUCCUGGGCGCGUGCGAGGCGGGUUUGUUCCCCACCCUCAACUUGUACCUCACGAUGGUGUACAAGCGCGAGGAGCAGGCGAAGAGGGUGUCGUACCUGUUCGUCUGCUCUGCUAUUGCGGGCGCUUUCGGCGGACUGCUGGCGUACUCCCUUCUGAAGAUGGACGGCGUCGGCGGCUAUGCGGGCUGGAGAUGGGUUUUCAUCAUUGAAGGCAUCUUCAGUAUCCUCAUCGCCCCCAUCGUCUGGUGGGGGUUGCCGAAUGACCCUGGCCAGGCUUACUUCCUUACUGACGAGGAGAAGCGGAUGAUGAAGGUGCGCGCGGCUCAGCGCGCCGCGUACAUGGGAAGCGAGGAGUUUAGUUGGGAGGAGAUCAAGAUCGCGGCGCUUGACCCGAAGCUGUACCUCAGUGGCCUUAUCCAAUUCUGCCAGGACAUCCUCCUCUACGGCUUCAGCACCUUCCUCCCCUCCAUCAUCGUCAGCAUGGGCUACACCAGCAUCGAGGCGCAGUACCUCAGCAUCCCGGUCUACAUCUUCGGCGGCCUGGCGUUCCUCUCGGUGGCCUACCUCUCCGACCGGCUCUGCAUCCGCGGCCCCUUCGUCUUCUUGGCCAACAUCCCCGGCAUCGUCGGCUACAUCCUCAUCAUCUGCCCGACGAGCAACGGCAUCAAGUUCUUCGGCACGUUCCUGUGCGCGGUGGCGGUCUACAACGGCCCGGGUCUCAACCUGACCUGGCUCAACGUCAACAUGGCCCCGCACUACCGCCGCGCGACGGCCAUCGGCAUGCAGCAGGCCAUCGGCAACUCGGCGGGCAUCGUGGCGGGACAGAUCUACCGCACGGCGCCGUACCUGCUAGGCAACGGCUUCUCGGUCGGCGCGCUGGGUGCGUCGCAGGUGCUGAUUGUUGCCAAGUGGUUGUACAUUCGUCACCUUAACAAGGUGAAAGCGAGGAUUGCGAGUGGGGAGAUCGAGGACACGCGCAAGGUCCAGACUGGUGAUCGGGCAGUGGACUUCAAAUACCAUUUGUAA
Molecule: messenger RNA, 1485 nt
Organism: Colletotrichum karsti
Lineage: Eukaryota; Fungi; Ascomycota; Sordariomycetes; Glomerellales; Glomerellaceae
Product: major facilitator superfamily transporter
Exons: 3
Coding region: 1-1485 (494 amino acids)
Biological process (GO): transmembrane transport
Cellular component (GO): membrane
Molecular function (GO): transmembrane transporter activity
Source: RefSeq, a predicted model, not a curated record